AUGGAGAAGGAUGAGGCUACCAAUACCCCGAAAACAUCAGGGAGUACUCCAAAGUCUUUAGAGACACCGAAGGCAGCAGCACCGGAGUCACCUGCAAAGAAUAGCAAUGAUCAAAAGGAAGACUCCGACAAUGUUAAUGCUGAUCUGGUUGAGAAAGAUAAGGACACUGCCGAUGGUGAUGACAGUUGUCCACUUGAGCCGGUUGAGAUACCGGAUCCCCACCCCACCCUCGAGAAGCUUUAUGAAGACAUUGAGCGAUGCAUCUCUUCACUGCCUAGACCAACGGAGAAAGAUGCAACGGAUGGAAGCCAACAAGAGGCCAAUAUGGAUAAUGCAAGUAAUGAGGCCAAAGAUACAGAAAGUGAAGACGUAAAAGAUGACAAGGUUGAGAAGGAAGAGGAGAAGGGUGAAACAGAUGCAAAGGAGGAGGAGGAAGAGAAAAGGGAUGUGAAAGAUGAGAAUAAGGAGGAGGAUGAGAAAGAAUUAGGUGACAAAAAUGUAAAGGAUGAGAAAGAGGCUGAAAAAGUUGACGACGGCAUUGUUGAAAAAGAGAAGGAUCCGGUUCCAGAAGAGCUCCUUUUGCUUAUUAACAAGUUCCUGACUUGGAUAGAUGAUAUCUGUUGCGAAGGCAGAUCCAGGUGGGGAAAGGUGCCGGAUGAUGACGAUUCGUUUUUAGACGCUGUGGAUCAGAUGGCCAAGAUGAGGGAGUCUCUCUUAUCUCUUUGUUCGAUGGGACUCAAAUUCGAAGAAAGGCACGGUGGUUUGAUCAACCACCUUAGCGGCAUUCAGCACCGAGCCAUGGCUUAUCUGGAAGAGGAAUUCAGAGUCCUUCUAGAAGAAUAUAAAACCGAGCCUGAUCAUUGCACUCUAGGAGGAGCUGAUCACAAUCAAAACAGUAACAAAGAUAACGCCGCUGGUAAUAAAGGAAAGAGCGAUCAAGACCCAUCGCCGGAAUCCGAGUCGACGGAAAAUUUGAGUGGCGUGGUUGAAUUCCCUGGCUAUUCUCCGGAGGCAGUGUCCAAUCUGAACAAAAUAGCCAAGAAAAUGAUCUCAACUGGCUAUGAAUACGAGUGCUGCGAGGUGUACAUCAUUUCGAGAAGGCAUGCAUUCGACGACAACCUCCACAAGAUUGGCUUACAAAAGCACAGCAUCGACGACAUACAGAGGAUGCAAUGGGAGGCUCUGGAGAGAGAGAUCGGGUCGUGGGUCAAGGCAUUAAAGCAAUGCACCGCAUUCUACUUUUCCGGCGAGCGAAAGCUGGCCGAGUCGGUGUUCUCCGAGCACCCAUUGGUUUCGUCGUACCUUUUCAGCAAUUUAAGCAGAGGAGUGAUGAUACAGCUCUUAAAUUUUGCCGAAGGAAUCGGAAUGGCGAAAAGAGCGGCGGAAAAACUAUUCAAGACGCUCGACAUGUACGAGGCCGUGAAGGAAGUGAUCCCUAAAAUGGAGGAGCUUUUUCCGGAGGCGUGCGUCAAGGAUGUCAAGACGGAGACCACGACGGUUCUGGCCCGGCUGGGAGAGGCAGCCAUUUGUAUAUUCUGUGAUUUGGAGAAUUCUAUUAAAGCUGAAACCGGUCGGAACCCAGUUCCCGGCGGCGCGGUCCACCCGUUGACCCGGUACACGAUGAACUACCUGCGAUAUGCUUGUGAGUAUAAAGAUACGCUGGAGCUGGUGUUCAAGGAGCACGCCAAGAUCGAGAGGACUGACUCGACGAGCAGGCCUGGGAGUCGCGACGACUACGACGCGGCCGAGACGUCGUUGGUGAUAAGCAACGACGAGUCGCCGUUCUCGGUGCAGCUCGCGCGGGUGAUGGCUCUGUUGGACUCGAACCUGGAGGCCAAGUCGAAGCUGUACAAGGACGUGGCAUUGAGCUCGAUUUUCAUGAUGAACAAUGGUCGCUACAUCUUGCAGAAGAUCAGGGGCUCUCCCGAGAUCAACGCAUGCAUGGGCGACACGUGGUGCCGGAAGAGGUCGUCGGAGCUGAGGCAGUACCACAAGAACUACCAGAGAGAGACGUGGAGUCGGCUGUUGAGUUUUUUAAGUCACGAGGGGCUGAGCAACCACGGCAAAGUGCAGAAGCCUGUGCUUAAGGAGAGGUUCAAGAGCUUCAACGCCAUGUUUGAUGAGAUUCACAGGAUGCAGAGCACGUGGGUCGUCAGUGACGAGCAGCUCCAGUCGGAGCUUAGGGUUUCAAUAUCGGCGGUGGUCAUUCCGGCUUAUCGGUCCUUCUUGGGGAGAUUUGCGCAGGUGUUGGACCCGGGAAGGCAAACAGAGAAGUACAUUAAGUUUCAGCCUGAAGAUAUAGAGACGUACAUUGAUGAGCUAUUCGAUGGCAACCCCAAUUCCUCCAUAUUUAAUAGGAAAAGACCUUGA
Argentina anserina (silverweed cinquefoil) is the source of this 2370-nucleotide messenger RNA. RefSeq names its product exocyst complex component EXO70B1-like. Gene Ontology annotation, cellular component: exocyst. NCBI's taxonomy places the organism in Eukaryota, Viridiplantae, Streptophyta, Magnoliopsida, Rosales, Rosaceae. Gene Ontology annotation, molecular function: phosphatidylinositol-4,5-bisphosphate binding. The transcript has a single exon. Bases 1 to 2370 code for a protein of 789 amino acids. Gene Ontology annotation, biological process: exocytosis. The record is from RefSeq and is a predicted model, not a curated record.